AUGGCCACCACUAUGCAAGCAUCACGCUCUGUGCUCUCUCUCCGUCCUCAACUCAAUCAGAGACUGGCUGUCACUUCAAGCUAUGGGAGAUGGAAUGUGUCUUUUAGCUCACAGUCACGCCCACUUCACCUUACAGUUACCUGUGCUGCUAAACCACAGACUGUGGAAAAAGUGAGCCAGAUAGUAAAGAAGCAGCUGGCUUUAUCAGAUGACUCUAAUGUCACCGGCGAAUCAAAAUUUGCAGCUCUUGGAGCUGAUUCACUUGACACGGUUGAGAUUGUGAUGGGACUCGAGGAAGAGUUUGGCAUCAGCGUUGAAGAAGAUAGUGCACAGAGCAUCACAACAGUUCAAGAAGCUGCUGAUCUUAUCGAGGAUAUCCUGAGUAAACAGAGUCCUUAG
Molecule: messenger RNA, 399 nt
Organism: Vicia faba (fava bean)
Lineage: Eukaryota; Viridiplantae; Streptophyta; Magnoliopsida; Fabales; Fabaceae
Source: the annotation of a GenBank genome assembly